Molecule: messenger RNA, 732 nt
Organism: Kwoniella botswanensis
Lineage: Eukaryota; Fungi; Basidiomycota; Tremellomycetes; Tremellales; Cryptococcaceae
Product: haloacid dehalogenase, type II
Exons: 4
Coding region: 1-732 (243 amino acids)
Source: RefSeq, a predicted model, not a curated record
AUGCCUUCUGUUGUCUUUGACGUUGUCGGAACUUGCUUCUCCUACGAUAAUGGAGCGGAAGCUCUCCAAGCUCGAUUAGGCCACAAGUUGGCCAAAUACGGCAUCCCUUCCAAACUCCUCUUCUACGCCUGGGUGUGCGGUACGGAGCGAGAUUACUCCUACCUAUCGCAGAUCAAACAGUACAAACCAUUCUUCGAAAUCUUGUCCAACACCCUUACGAGAGUACUUUUCCAAGCUGGUAUACCCGCUGAGGACUUGGAGGGUUUCUUCACCGCUGAAGAUGUUGAAUAUAUUAGGGAGGAAUACAAAAAGCUCAAACCCCGACCAGGAUUGAAAGAGAUGAUGCAAACUCUCCGAGACGGUGGAUUCGAAGUUUGGUGUUGUUCCGAUGCCAAUGUUGACCGGGUGAAAGGAUACUUCGACCAUGCCGGUGUAGAAAUGCCAUUAGAUCAUGUAUUGUCCGCCGAUAUGGUCAAAGCUGGUAAACCUGAACCAGCAGUUUACAAAUUCGCAAGGGAGAAAGCUGGGUCUGAUCAACCUGGGGAAGUCUCUGUAUUCGCUGCUUCGCACGCUUGGGAUAUCGCCGCUGCGAAAUCAGCAGGUUUCCUCACUGCUUACACCACCACUUACGAGCUGGAUCCAUGUGAGUCGAUCUUUGGUACCGCCGACCUCGUCACUCCCGAUCUUGUCUCUUUGGGUAAAGGUAUCGUAGAGAAAUGGGGAAAGAAGUAG